CGUGUUUUGGCGCGAGGCCGCCGCAGCGGAAGGGCAACCGAGCCGGUGAACAGCAACGUUGGAGAAAGCAACACGCUCGGCCAGCGCUGCUGCUCCCUUUACCUGCCUUCAUGAUGCCGCGGCAUGGCAGAACACAUUUCCACACGUCCAGAUAGCUCGUGCUUUGCGGGACAUCAGUCAUGGCGACAGAAACGACGCCUUCCUCUUCGCUCUCGAGAUACCGCCCGGUAGUCCUGGCCCUUACGGGCUUUGCAGCUUUGUACGGGGCGUAUGUUGUAUACAACAACUUCAAAAGCUCUCCUCCGCCAGCUACGCCUCAUCGCAGCAACGCCGUUCAUCGACCCCGCAGGCCCCAACGCCUUUCACGUCUUAGAGAGAACCAGACAGCCGAGACAGACAUCGAUCAAACUCCUGAGACCCCAAAUUUCAAUCCGGCCGAGACGUAUGGGAGGUUCGCCAUUGUCAAUGGAAGAGGCCAGACGGUUCAUAUUGAGCUGCGGCCCACUGCCCUUCCAACAUUGCAGACCUUGCAGGAAGAGCAUGGCCUACCCGAAGCACAAGCGCGGGCGACUUUGAAUUCUCUCCGCCACGAAUUUGUCGUACGGUUCAUGAUCAUGCAGUUCCAAAACAGAGGAGCGCGUUCUACAUGGGAACAGGAAAUGCUUGCGGCAACACGCUGGUUGCAGCAGCUUGGCUUUCCUCAUGACGAGGUUCGUCAAGGCUUAGCACAAAUGGUUGAAACAGUCGAAAGAGAAGCUGCAGAACGAGGUCUCCUCCCAGAUGAUGCCGACACCAUUGCCGGUACAGAUGUUGGAGUACGAUUUGGACGUGGCCAAGCCGGCCUUUACCUCAAGCAAUUGUUGUAUCACAUUGCCGAGAACCAAGCCCGGCAAGAUGGCUACCUGCAUCGCGGGUUUCAGUGCGACUCCUGCGGUACCUCGCCGAUUCGAGGAAUCAGGUGGAAAUGUGCAAACUGCGUGGAUCUUGACCUGUGCAAUGAUUGCCAUGCGACUUGUAUGCACAGCCGCAACCACAUCUUCUACGAAAUAAAAAUACCGACGUACGCCAUGAACAAUCUGCAUGCCGUUCAAGAACCUAGCUAUCCCGGACGUCUUGACAUGUCUAAGAUUCCGCCUUUGCCUGCAGACAUAUGCAAGAGCUUGGUCGACAAGGUGGACUUCGAAAAAUCCGAGAUUGAGGGUCUAUACGAUCAGUUCACAUGCCUCGCUAGUUGUCCACGCCCCGGCGAUGUUCUGCUAUUUGCUAUAGACAGACUGUCCUUCCAGCGGGCAAUCUCUCCGAUCAGCUCGACAAGUCCGCUUCGUCCAAAUCUAAUUUUCGACCGCAUGUUUGCACUGUUCGAUGCUGAUCACGAUGGUCUCAUCAGCUUCGAAGAUUUCGUGCUUGGAGUUGCAUUUCUCAGAAGCAAAAUAGGUGGCAAGAGUAGGAGGAAAAAGAUCUUCGAUGCAUAUGACUUAGACGGCGACGGCUAUGUCACAAGGAGAGAUUUCUUGCGCAUAUUCAAAGCUCUGUUCACAAUUCAGGAAGAAGUUACACUGGAUCUGCUUGCUCCUAACGAAGCAGUCAACGGAUUGAGAGACGCCACCACUUUUGCGAGCUCCAGUCGAGUGAUUAGUGCAGCCUUUACGCAGGCUCCCCGCUCAGUCCCAGAACCAAGAGCGCCACUUAACAAGCCUGCGAAUUCGUUCGGCGAUAGACGAAACCAACCAGACCAGGCAGUGGUUAAUGAAGACGCGAUCCUGGAUGUAUCUCGUGCCGAGAUUGUAGGCAAUGCUUGGGAAUCUCAGGCCCAAUUUCCCUUCGAUCAUAGAAUUGGAGAGCCAUUGUCUCUUCGUGACUUCGUUUACCUCCAACCCAGAGACUCUCACAAUCAAGCUCCUACACAUCUUGCUCGUGAGCAACGAGUACGCUUCGCUUAUGGCGGAUCUUCUAUCGCAGACGCAAGGCGUGCAGCGUGGGCGGAAAGAACGCAGCGGUCUACUGUUUACGAUAGCGAGGACUCGUAUAGCCAGACACAAGUCACCGCAGAAGUAGACGGUUACCAAAUCCCAAAUCACUCACAAGAUAUAGGCCGAGAGAUUGCGUACCAGGUCAUGGAAGAGAGCUUAAAUGAGCUUCUAGACCCUCUUUUCAAGGAAAGAGAGGAUUUUCACUACGACGCUCAGGCCGCGAGACCAGAAAUCAGGCGCUGGCAACAGGAAAUUGAGGCUUACAAAGAUAGGGUCCGCAAAGAGAAAGAGAGUGCAGCAGCAUAUAGAGCAAGUUGUCGCCGCGCCAAUGCAGGUGCAGCUGCUGAAUCUGCCACCAAGAAUGCACUUAAGCAAUCUGUGUCGGACGAAAACAUAAAUGGACACCAGCCAAGAUCAGACGCAGAAGAGUCCCGUCGAGAGCUGACGACUAUGGCCGAUGCUGUAGUAUCCAUCGAGGAACAAGUGCAAGCGCAGGCAUUAAGUGAAUUGCUCAGCAGCCAAGGCUUUGAGGUUCGAGAAGACCUCUCAGGCGACGAAGACCCCAUAGGAAUGCACCUCGAUAUCUCCACCCAACCUACCGACUCUGGUGAACAACCCAUGCGUAUGGAGAUUAUGGUGACAAAUCCGCCUUCAUCUCUCGCGCCGGUCGUAGAGGAAGAACGACGCUUUGAUCCGACAAUGCCACAAUUCAUGCCCAACUCCGAACGUGACAUCCUCGACAGUCGGCCGAGAGAUGUUACUGUUGAUCCCCUAGUUCCUCCAGAUAACCAAACAAACGAGGCCAGUCAGCGGCUCAAAAAUGAGGCUGAAAUAAUCCGUCAGUUCGAAUACAUGUUUCUAGGUUGGGAACGCGACCGCACUACAGGUAAGGUGGUCAAUAGCGCCACCAAAGCUAGCGCCAAACGGGAAGCCAGAGAACGGCAAGCAAAGAGUCAAGAACCACCCAGUGCAGAAAGGCUUGCGAAACUUGCAGAAUACCAGGAAUACUUGUCCGAAGCUCGCGAACAUCCCGGAAUCAACUUCUCGGAAUUCGAUGCAUUUAUGACGUCGACGAUGGGGAGUGACUUCAGGUUCAUAGAAGGGUGGGUGGAAGUCUGUUACUUUUGAGUGAUGAGCAUCAAAUUCGGAGAGGCAAGAAUCCACAAAGAUUUAGUUACUGUAAUGACGAUGCAAAAAGUUAAUACGUUAUGGCUUUGUGUUCAACUUCAGGUUAUUGGCCUCGAACAGGCGUCAACUAGAGUAUCUUCUCAACACCCAUAACCGUGGAGAAAGUGCUAGUGGCCUGCGGCAACAUUUUGCUUCUUCGAAGUUUCAAAACAUGUUGUACAGGCUGCGCUUAUGAUUGGAAGCCAGGAAUUCCUUCCGGCAACUUCACUUCUCGUACGAGAAAUCCUCGUCGCUUUAUGGGCUAAUGAUACCCCACAUAAUCAAAUUUGUAUCAGAGCCAGCUUUUGCUCAUGCUGUUAGUACGAUCGCCGUGUGAGCCCCCUCACCCC
Verruconis gallopava is the source of this 3487-nucleotide messenger RNA. RefSeq lists its product as uncharacterized. The record is from RefSeq and is a predicted model, not a curated record. Gene Ontology annotation, molecular function: zinc ion binding; calcium ion binding. The coding region runs from base 180 to 3098 and encodes 972 amino acids. The transcript has 2 exons. Gene Ontology annotation, cellular component: membrane; cytosol; intracellular membrane-bounded organelle. NCBI's taxonomy places the organism in Eukaryota, Fungi, Ascomycota, Dothideomycetes, Venturiales, Sympoventuriaceae.